AUGUCUACGGGUAGUCCAGAACCUCCUACUGGAGGAGGAACCCUCUAUCUUGGGAGCGAAACCCCCAUUCUGGCUGUAUGGGGUGGUGUCGGUUUUACGAGAGUGCCCUUGAAAGACUUACGAGACCUCUACGCUCUGCACAAAAACGACCUCGAAGAAUUCCUCCAGCGCUGCAGUAAAACCAUGCGGUCUCUUGCUUCACAUGAAGUUGAGAGGUCAACAGACAGUGUGCAGCACGACCUUAUGGAAUGGAUUACCGACUCAUCGCGACGACCGCCGCCCGGUCAUGCCCUACCCGCCGAGGUCUCCGGCGUUGUGACUGCCGUUCUGCAAAUUUCUCGCUAUGUGAUAAUGUGCAGGAGGUGUAGGUUGACUCCAGGAGAAAUGGCACAGUCCUUUUCGGCGUUUUCAGGUCAUUCAGUCGGCAUCGUAGUCGCCGCUUGGAUGGCGGUGGCUGACUCAUGGUCGUCACUUUAUGAAUUGACCGACGUAGUUAUGUCCGAUAUUUACUACGGUAUACGUCAGGCAAGCUCCACAUGGGACCAGAGAGUCAAAGUUCCCCAGGCGACAGCAACCGAAUGUGUGCGACGAGGCGAGGGCGCACCCUCCUCAAUGCUCUCCAUCACAGGCCUCGAACGAUCCAAGAUUACCAAAGAAAUCGACGAAAUUAACAUGACACUACCCGAGGGUCGGACAGUGCAUUUGGCGCUCAUCAAUGAUAUGGACUCCUUUGUUGUAGCUGGAAGCCCAGAAGGUCUGGUAGCUCUGGCUAGCCGGGUGAGAACACCACAAUCAUCCGAUGUUGAUAAGGCGCACACCCUGCUUAAAGAUCACCAACCCCGAUGUUCCCUUCAAUUUGUUGCCUCAAAUCUGCCUUUUCAUUCGCCACUUCUCCAGAAAGCAGCGACCGAAAUUCGAAAAAAGCCGAACCAGCGCCGACUUCACAGGGAUAAGAUAUUAGUACCCGUAUGGGGCCUAGAAUCACUGGUUGAGGAAGACCCGAGCUUGGCAGAUAACCUGGAGCAUUGUCUCGUUGAGAUGAGUCUUUCAAAACCUGUAGACUGGCCUAAGACUUUGGAUUCCAUGAGUGGGCGGUGGCAGGUGCUAGACUUCGGACCUGGAGGCUCCAAUGGCAUCGGAAUGGUGAUCAACAAAAUGAAGGCGGGCACUCAAAGUAAAAUAUACACAGUUUGUCCCGUGGAGCGUUGGCGGAGAAGCACUCAGGACAGUCCCUCGGCCAAUCUCAUCUCGACUUUAUCCAUCGGUCCAACUUCGCGACAAUAUUCCAAUGCCGAGUUCGUGGAGCGGGAAGUCUCUGGACAGGAAACGAGAAAUGCGCGGGUCGCGUCCCGUUUCAUGCAUGCUAUGGGUUUGCCAAAUCUUCUGGUAGCUGGCAUGACGCCAACAACCUGCGAUCCAGCCCUCGUUGCAUCUAUCAUGAACGCUGGGUUUUAUGCGGAAUUCGCAACGGGUGGCUACCAUGACGCACAGUCAUUGGAAAAUGCCGUUUGGACAUUAGCGAAAUUGAUUCCACCCGGUCGACUCAUAACUGUGAAUGUUGUCUAUGCAAAUCCUCAAGGUCUCAGUUGGAUGAUCCCACUCUUGGCAUCACUUGUUCGGAAGGGCUGUCCCAUUGGUGGGCUAGUCAUUGGUGCUGGCGUUCCAUCUGCACAGAUUGCUGCUGAAUACAUCAAAGUUCUGGAGCUUUCAUACAUAGGCUUUAAGCCAGCUUCAGUUUCUGCUAUUCAUCAAGUAUUAGAGAUUGCCAAAUCUCACCCCACUCUUCCGGUUCUCCUUCAGUGGACCGGAGGACGGGCAGGGGGGCACCACUCCCUCGAAGAUUUCCAUCAGCCAAUUCUUGAAACUUACCAUGCUAUCUACGAAACGCCGAACAUUCUUCUAGUAGCCGGGAGUGGCUUUGGCGACACGGAAGGGUCGUGGCCUUACAUUUCUGGGAAGUGGUCAGCUCACUUUGGCCGAGAGCCGAUGCCCUUCGAUGCAAUUCUGCUCGGGACUUGUAUCAUGACUACCCUAGAAGCAAACACCAGUCACGGCGCCAAGCAGGCUUUGGUCUCCGCUCGUGGUGUAGCUGAUGAAGAAUGGACACGUACCUUACAGGGCUCUACAGGGGAUGUCAUUUCCGUCAUAUCGCACUUGGGAGAACCAAUGCAUGUUCUUGCUACUCGUGGUAUGCAGUUGUGGGCUGAGCUAGAAAACACCCUAUUCACGCUCCCCAAGGACAAAAUGAUCACAGCACUUCAUUCUCGCCGUGAAUAUCUCAUCUCCCGAUUGAACGGUGACUACCAGAAGGUCUGGUUUGGAUUUGACUAUGUCUCGAACAAAGCUGUGGAUCUCGCCGACAUGACCUACUUUGACGUGCUUCGUCGGCUCAUUGAAUUGCUCCACCCGAAUGUAAAAGGAGACUGGACUUUCCCGUCAUACCAAAAAAUUUUCAAUGCGUUCCUCGAGCGAACCAUGGAACGUUUUGAUGCUGUUCCUCUCGACAACGCGAUUACCCCACAAGAGAAACUGGACGCGGUGGCCUCUGCUAUACCACAUUCCGCCUCACAUUUCUUGUCAUUCCAAGACACACACUUUUUUGUGGAUCUAUGCCAGAAAAGAGGGCAGAAGCCAGUUCCUUUCAUUCCGAUUCUUGACUCGGAAUUUCCUGUUUGGUUCAAGAAAGAUCCACUUUGGCAGUCAGAAAACCUAGAUGCCACCCAUCACAGGGAUGCCGGCCGUGUGUGUAUUCUGUGUGGCCCUGUAGCGGUCCAACAUUGCAAAGAGGUCAAUUUACCUGCAUCCACAAUGCUCCACCAGAUCUACCAAGGUUAUUUGUCCAAGGGAGCUGAAUUGCCCCAAUCAGCCGUGUGGUUGGAUGAGAAAUGUGACCUCUUGCACGCUCUCGAAAUGGUCAAUGUCACACUCAAAGAUGAUGUAAUUCAACAUCCUUUCGGGGCCCUCGAUGCUGUGAACAGCGAAAGAUGGCUACUCCUACUAGGGUCUCAAUUAGGGGACUGGGGUAGGCGCCUCUUUGGAGCCAAGAAACUAAUAUCUCACGAACGGGCAUAUGAGAACCCAGUCAGACGCAUAUUUUCUGCCCGUCCAGGUACGCUAGUGCGGCUUUUAGAGAAGACCAAAGAUGGCUACAAUGGCGCAGAAAUAUGUGACCGCACUACUGGCUUAGUUGAUGCGCGACUGUCGAGUAAUGGAAGCACUAUUACUGCAGUAAUACUCAACAGAUGUUCCCUUGGUGGUCAUCUCCGUGAAUUAUCCCUUCAAUUUGUUUACGAUCCAUCGUGUUCGUAUGCUCCUAUUGUGGAGAUAACGGAAGGCCGCACACAGCGAAUACUUGACUUCUACCACGGUGUACUUUUUGGCCCGAUUAUGAUCCGCUCCAAAAGCGUAAGACCUCGGUUCAUGCAGCACUCUUCUUUGUCUGUCUCAAAAGACCAUGUACUAGCCUGGAUGCGAGCGGUUGACGGCCAGGAACUAAAGACUGCAGAUCCCCUGGGCCCCAAUGGGGAGGUCCCCAUUGAGUAUGCUACGAUCUUAACUCUGAUGGAUCAAUGGCGCCAUCUAUUUACAUGGGAUUGGGAUAUCUCGAGGCUUUUGCAUCAGCGUACCAUGGUUAAAAUGAGAGAUGGCCACCGGAUGCUUUCUGUGGGCGAUGAAGUAAAGGUUACCACCCAGAUUCGCGCUUUGCAUAACCGCGAGUCAGGAAUCGAGGCUGUCUUCGAUGUUAGAUACGAACGAGAAGGCGUAAUUUUCAUGGAUUGCGUCCAGCAAAUUAUGAUGCUCGGCCAACGAGCCGCUGAGUCCGACUGUUAUGACUCCGGUGAACCCACCACUUGGAUGCUGCCUCUACGGAGUGAAUCGGAUGUGCAAGCAAUACUGGCCAGGCCAUGGUUUUCUUUGGUUGCUGGCCAAGAGUCGUUGCAUGUUGGUCAAAAUCUGAUCUUCGAGAUACAGCGUGAGACUCGGCUGCAAGACGGUAGUUCCAUCGCCACCACGUUUGGAGAUGUAUGGUUCCAGGAGUCGAAAUAUCUCUGUGGCAAGGUCAAGCAUAUGUGCAAAGCCACCCUUCCUGACGUUGUUGCAGAUUUCUUGAAACGGGAGGCUUUCCACAUGGGAGAACCGGGUCGGCUGCCACCACAGACUGGCAUGACGUUCCAGGUCAUCACUCCAGACAACAAUAUUGAAUAUGCUGUAGCGGGCGGCGACUACAAUCCAAUACACACCAUUCCCACUUUUUCACGAUUCUCGGGCUUUGAAGUGCCGGUCUACCACGGCAACCACACGAUCGCCCUUGUGCUUCAACUUAUCCGACGUGAGAUUCCGGGCGCAAAUGUCAUUACACUUCGCAAAUACGACGUAUCUUUCUCUGCAGUGGUUUUCCCAGGUGAAAAGCUCAUGGUUUUGGUGAAACAUGUCGCCAUGGAUGAAGGGCGGGCCGUUCUUAGCAUCUCUGCCCAGCGCGAAGGAUCGGAGGAAACAGUUCUGGCCGCUGAAGUUGUGCUGGACCCACCCACGACAACACUCCUCUUCACUGGCCAAGGCAGCCAGUUCCAAGGAAUGGGUCUGGACAUGAUUUCUGAAAGUCGUAUAUGUCGCCGUGUGUGGGCAGAAGCGGAUGCAUACUUCGAACAUAACUGGGGUUCGUUAUCCCUCGCUGCUAUAUCGGAAUUGCUUACUGACAUCUCUAAAAUAGGAUUUUCAAUCACCCAAAUCGUCAAGAACAACCCAAAACAAACAACUGUGAACUUUUGUGGAAGACUUGGCAUGCAAGUGCGAAAGAACUACCUGGGUGUUCAGCAGAUGUUGAGCGCUGGACCAUCUACUCGCGAGCUCGAGCUCUUCAAGGGCCUUACUGUCAGGUCUCGAUCAUAUACCUUCUUCAAAGAGGAUGGUCUUCUGAGCAUGACGCAGUUCGCCCAACCAGCUAUAUUUGUGCUCGAGAAAGCCGCGUUUGAGUAUUUGAAGGAGCAAGGCCGGGUGCCUCUCAACUCACACUUUGCAGGUCACUCUCUCGGCGAGUUUGCUGCACUGGGCUCCAUGACAUCUAUCAUGUCGGCAACAGCGGCGUUGAAAGCAGUAUUCAUUCGUGGUGCCCUGAUGCAAGCAGCAAUUCCUCGCGAUGCGUUGGGACGCAGUGCGUUUGCUAUGAUGGCUGUGGAUCCGGCCCGUGUAAGAAAAGAAUGCUGCGAAGAAAACAUCUUGAGAAUUAUCGAUGAGAUAGUCAACAGCACCGGGCUUCCACUAGAAAUGGUCAACUUCAAUAUCAAAGGCCACCAGUACGUCUGUGCAGGCGACAAACGGUGCCUUGAGUUACUGCAAAGAGUUACAGACGAGCUACACCAUGGCAAAUUGAGUCUUGACUGUUCUGCUAUCCUAGUUGCCAAGUAUUCCAGCAAGAUGGCGACAUCAGCCAAUGGUGUUUCCUUGAGCCGUGGGACGGCAACAGUGCCACUCAAAGGCAUUGAUGUGCCAUUCCAUUCAAGCCUCCUAGCACCUAUGAGGGGGGUAUUCCGUACCAUACUCGCUGACUGUGUGGAUAAGGGUGAGGUGCAGCCAGAUGUACUAGUUGGAAAGUGGAUCCCCAAUGUGACAGGAAAGCCAUUCGCGCUCGACGAUGCUUAUGUCAAAUUGGUUGGUGAGAUGACUUCCUCAAUGGGCUCUCAAAUAUCUGCGUGA
Penicillium vulpinum is the source of this 5694-nucleotide messenger RNA. RefSeq names its product Acyl transferase/acyl hydrolase/lysophospholipase. The record is from RefSeq and is a predicted model, not a curated record. Gene Ontology annotation, cellular component: fatty acid synthase complex. Gene Ontology annotation, biological process: long-chain fatty acid biosynthetic process. Bases 1 to 5694 code for a protein of 1897 amino acids. Lineage: Eukaryota; Fungi; Ascomycota; Eurotiomycetes; Eurotiales; Aspergillaceae. Gene Ontology annotation, molecular function: fatty acid synthase activity; [acyl-carrier-protein] S-malonyltransferase activity; enoyl-[acyl-carrier-protein] reductase (NADH) activity. The transcript has 2 exons.